This is a messenger RNA of Trifolium pratense (red clover), 1499 nucleotides long. RefSeq lists its product as uncharacterized. NCBI's taxonomy places the organism in Eukaryota, Viridiplantae, Streptophyta, Magnoliopsida, Fabales, Fabaceae. The transcript has 11 exons. The record is from RefSeq and is a predicted model, not a curated record. Bases 1 to 1443 code for a protein of 480 amino acids.
AUGGUUAUUGCCGAUUCAAAGGGUGAUCGUGUUCAAGCUAUAACUCGCCAUAAGGAAUUUGAACAUUGGAAGGAUUUUGUUGUCUACAAUAAUGUCUAUGUUUUGCAUAACUGUCAUGUUUAUGAUAAUGAUGCAGGUUUUAAAACCUGUGAUAGUCCAUACAAAGUUGUGUUUGGUUCCGGUACCAAGUUCAUGAAAGAUGACUCUAUCACUAACAUUCCUUCUCAUCAUUUUCGCUUCAAAAGUUUUAAGGAAGUUCAGGAUGGAAAGUUUAAAAUCAAUCUUUUGUAUGAGAUCAUUGGCGUUCUUCAUGAAGUUGUCAAAACUCAGACCGCAACUUCUGGAAGAAAACCUUGCACAAAUUUAAUCUUGGCUAAUGAAAGUGGAGACAUGGUUGAUGUUACUUUGUGGGAAGCUUUUUCUACUCAAUUACAAAACUUCAUUUCUGGUCGCAAAGAAAAGGGUCCAAUCUUUUUAAUCCUAACACAUGCUCAGUGUAAACUAGGAGAUAAUGGGAGGCCAACCUUUUGUAACAAUUGGUCAGGAUCACAGCUUUUAAUCAAUCAUAACCACCCAGAUGUUGCCAACUUUAAGUCUUUAUUUAAAGACAUUGAAAACUCUCAAGCUGCUACUCAAGACUUUACUCAGGUUUCGUCUUCAUCUCAAUUAGGCAAAGAUGACCACUUCUCAAAUAUGUCUCAGGUCAAAACUAUUGCUCAAAUGAAACUCUCUCAAAAGGACUCAUAUUGCAUUACUGUUGGAACAACCAAAAAAUUCAAUCCUAAUCAAUUUGGUUGGUACUAUGAGAGUUGUUCCAAAUGCACAAAGUCCUCAAGGUCUAUGGGUGAGAAUUAUACAUGCUCAUGUGGUGAAAAUGUCAAAGUUCCAAUUGCUAGGUACAAAGUUGUUAUUCAAGUUGAAUCCGAAGGACAUAAGGCUGAUUUUGUUUUUUGGGAUAGUGAAUGUCAUAGUAUUAUUGGUACAACUGCUGAAGAACUAAGGGAGAAAAUGAAGAAGGUUGGUGAGGACGAUCCCAAAAUCUAUCCUAUUGAUCUUGACAAGCUACUGAACUUAGAGUUUGCAUAUAAAGUCAAGUACCAAAGUUAUUAUCGUCAAGCUUCCAUUAAUCAGAUGACCAAUGAUCCAACACUUAUUGCUAACAUCAAGCUUCACAUGAAUUUAAAACAUCCUUCACAAUCUGUUGAAAUUGAACUCAAAGAUGGAACUAAUGCUCAAAAGGAGAACACUGAAUGCUCUGAUUCUUUGGUAUUUGCUUCGCAAUCUCUUUCGGCUUGCGGAGACAAUGAAUUUGACAUUACUUCAAACUCUACACCUGCUAAGCGUCUUUCUGCAGCAAUUCAAGUUGACGACAUUCCAUCUCCGCCUUUAACAACAACUAAGCGUUCAUCCACAAAGAACGCCAAGCAUGUCAAACUUGAAUGAACUACUUAUGAUGGACACAAUUCCAAUUCCAUAUGUCAUUCACUUUUUUGAUACAA